Penaeus chinensis is the source of this 2724-nucleotide messenger RNA. RefSeq names its product G-box-binding factor-like. The coding region runs from base 347 to 2677 and encodes 776 amino acids. NCBI's taxonomy places the organism in Eukaryota, Metazoa, Arthropoda, Malacostraca, Decapoda, Penaeidae. The transcript has 12 exons. The record is from RefSeq and is a predicted model, not a curated record.
CACACACACUCGCACUCACCCCCGGAGGCCGCUCGGUCGCAGAGGCCGACGCUGCGCCAGUCAUUCAUCUUUGGCAGCUAUUUUCGCCCGUCAGAUCUCAACCCCAUGCCCUGAGUACCCGCGUGCCAUAAGAUGACAUCAGGAGGCCGUGAACUUAUGAAUAAGCCAUUACUUGCCAGCCGGCAGUGAGAGCCCUUGCGUUGGUCGCUGAUGGCUUGACCGCACGUUAAAGCCGCUAUCCCCAGAGGAAGAAGGAACUACCAGAAGACAUGGCUCAAAGUCAGCUGUGUUGACCUUCAAGGCAGCAGGCCCUCAUCCAUUACUUAGAUGCAACAGCGCUAGAACCAUGCGUGACGGAAAGAAUAUUGACGUAGGUGGCGUAAAGCCCCUCGUCUCCAGGACAGAAAUACACUGCGGUAGAACGGGAAACUCUCGCACCAAUGCUGGAAAACCUGCGUAUAAAUCUCAGGAAGAGCAGUACCAGGAAAUACAAGAACUCCGCAGACACCUUGGAGAGCUGCGUGAAGAGAAUUCUGGCCUCAAGACGCGCACCCGACGCCUCGAAGAGGAUUUGAUCCGCAGAGACCGUCAGAUAGAACAGCUGAUGGAUCCAGCUAAGAAUGACGAGGCUAGGAGAAAGUUAACGGACAAGGGAGCCUCUCUAGUGUCCAGCUUGAAGUUAAGAGUUUCACGCCUGGAAUCGACACUAAAGGAUAAGGAAGCCGAGCUUGCAAAGCUUCAAGCCUCAGCCAAAGCAACGGCCUUGAAUGAACUGAAGAUCGAGGCUGAAACUUAUUACCAGGAGGUUGUAAGACUGAGGAAUCAAUUGAAUGUGGCUCAGCAGCAUCAGCAGCAACAGCAAUAUCAACCUCAGCAGCAUCACCAACAGCAGCAACAGCAGCAGCAGCAGCACCCUCAGCCACAUUACCAAAAGGUUCCCCAGCAAAGCUCUCCUCAGCACACACACGCACAACUGCACUUGCAGCCUCCUACACCACCUGACGGGAAGAGCAUGAAUGUGGCCCACUGGUCCAACCUCCGUGGCAGUGGUCGGGAGAGCAGGGAGGGCAUGCACGGCUAUAGGGACGGCGGUGAUGGCCAGGAGUCACCCACGCACAGUUUAAGGCACGCGCUCACCCAGAUGGAGGAAGAGAACGCCCGCCUUGGACAGCAGGUGGCAGCCCUGGCGUCGGAGAAGGCCAAGCUCACAGCAGACAUAGAGAGGGUUCUAGGGCUUUCUGAUGAAGUCAAAAGCAACUAUGAGGGGCUCAACCGGGCGGAAUUGAUACGUGAAAUUGAGCGGAGGCACGAGGAGGUGACGAGGUUGGAGUCGCAGCACAGCCAACUCACGGAAGCACUUGGGAGGAGGAACGACCUCGCGGGGGACAGCGCUGCUCUCCUUCAGGCCAGAGUAUCAGAGCUCCAAGCAAGGGAGGUGGAAUGGGAGAGGGAGCGUUCAAGUAUGAGAGAGCUAAUCAACACUUUGAAAGACGACCGAUUGUUUUACAAGGAGACUGCGCAGAAGAAAGAGUCAGAAUUGGAUGGUCUUCGCCAGGAAAUUCAGACUCUCCAACAGGAGGUCAUCUCCCUUCAUGACCAAAACCGCAGACGCAAUGAGCGGCCGACGCCCCCCCCUACUCAGAGGUCUGUGCGGGGAACGGCGAGGCCUACAGUGUCGAGUGCUUCAAGGUCAGGUUCGAGCAGUGAGGCAAACACACCCACACGUCGUCCUCGCACGUCAAGUGCUCGACCCCCACCAGCAAGCACACGAACACAAAGGUCCUCGAAGUCAUCCAGCGAACCACGAGAAAUACCUCCUCAGAGCAAAAGCCGAAAAACGCCCACUCCACAGACCACAAAGAAGCCUACUGUUACCAAACAAUCUUCCAGGCAGACCUCAAGUACUUCGUCUCCAUCAAAGGCUACACCAAGCAGUUUGCAGAACUCUGUUGGCAAUGCGAGACCUAGCAGUGGUAGCAGAAGGACAACAGUAUCAUCUGCAAGUUCCUCUCCCAAAGCCAGCCCUUAUGCUUCACCCAAACACACCUCUGCAGCUAGCCGUGCAAACUCUAUAUCGACCUCAAAGACUCCCACACCACUGAGUUCACCCCGCAAGACUGCAGGAUCUGCAUCACCUCAGCAGAAGCCUGCGGCCAAAACAUCCCCUCAGCACAAACAGUCUGGAUUGACUUCACCCUCGAAAGUGCCCACCUCACGUGCCUCCUCUAGAACAAGCACCCCAUCCUCCUCAGUCAAAUCCUCCCCCUCGAAAGUAAACUCAGCUAAUCGUUCGCCCUCAAAAGUCCCCCUACCCAGCAAAACCAGCAGCCCAAGCAAAGCACCAGCAAUAAAGAGGGAAGAAAGUGCAAGUCCGACAAGAAGCCCAAGAACAGUGAAACAGGACACUGUCAGAGAAUCCUCUUUGUAUGCUACCUCUCGGCAUCUGGUAGAAUCCCUAUCCCCGGGCAUGGCUCCUGGUAGGGGGGGAGGUAGGCACCGCACUCCCAUGGCACAGCAGCAAGAGUGGCGCACAUACCACUCCUCCAGGCACCUUGUUCCUCACCAGCACUACGUUGGGAGCUCGCACCACAAGCACUCUCUUGGCGGACAGGUAUUUUUUGGGUCACUUUUCCUGAACGUUUUUGUUUUGGUGAUGGGAUUGUGUUGUGGCUGCUGAGGCAGUCACCUGUGUUGGUAAGAUGGCAGGAAAAGCCACAAUGUAUG